AUGUUCGCAAUAGAAGCCUUCUCUCCGAAAAUAUUUUGGAAUUAUUCGACGGACGAACAAGGACCUCUUCAAAAUCCAACGCUUCCUUCGAAACCUGCAACACCAUCACCGUACACACUCACGACAUUGGCUGGUAUGUCAAAUGUCAGUGGUGAUGGAGGCCCUAGCGUGAAUGCUCAGCUCAAUCAUCCCCGUGGUUUAUUCUGUCAUUACAACAUGAUUUCGAAUAAUUAUGAGUUAUAUUUUUGUGAUACGAAUAAUAUUAGAAUUCGAAAAAUUAAUUUACAAAAUGGAAUUAUUGAAACCGUUAUUAGUGAUCGUGACAAUGUGUUGCCUUCAGUCAACGAUGGAAGAUUAUCGAAUUUGGCAUUUCCAACAAGUUUAGCAUUAUCGAGUGAAAAUAUCACUGAAGGAAAUGUGAGCAUGGUGAAAACUACUGCAUUUGUGAGCGAUGGAACAAAGAUUAUUAAGGCAAGUUGGAGUGAACUCGUGUCAUGUUCUCCAGGUACAACGUGCAAAUCGAAAAUAGAUCUUCGAGAAAUUGAGGUACCUAUCAAUUUCCGUAAUGCUGCCUCUGUCACUGCCUACAGAAAUCCCAAACAAAAGUAUCGAACUGAAUGGCUUUUUGUCGAUUCCUACAAUGCAAUCAUUACAAAAAAUUAUUAUGAAUUUUCUGGACCAGAGAUUGUUCCCACACGACUGACUCUCAAUUUUGCUGGUUCAAGUUCAAAAGCAUUUACUGGAUUUGUACGACCUGAGAAAGUGUUUGCAGAUGUGAACAAUGAUCGAUUAUAUGUGACAGAUUUAGACGCUGGAGUUGUUUAUCAAUUUUCAUCCAUUCUUUCUGGAACGACAUUAACGUUGAAUCAUCAAUUUCCAAUUUCAGCACCAGGUGGAAUGUCAUUUACGAGAAAUGGAACGAUACUCAUUAGUGGACGAGGAACGAGUAGACUUUAUGAAAUUUCAAAGAAAAACGAAUUACUUUUAUAUAUGGGUUCAAGACCUGGAUUUGAUGGCGACGGAGGACGAGCCAAAGAUGCAAGAAUUAACUCUGCAGACGAUUUAAAUUAUUGUGACGGAAAUUUAUAUAUUGCUGAUACGUUCAAUUCGAGAAUUAGAAAAGUCUCUUUCGAUUCGAAUAUUAUUGAAACCUUUGCAGGAAAUUAUGAAUAUUCUGAAUCAGGAAUUGGAACUUCUGUUGUUUUAAAUGAUCCCACCUCUCUGAGUUAUAAUCCUCAAUUUCCAAAUGAGGUAUUAAUUGCUGACACAAACAGUAAUGUCAUUCGAUCUCUUGAUUUGACCACCAACAAUUUACAAACUGUGGCAGGAAACUACAAUCCAGGUCGUGUCAACUCAUCGAACAUUAUUCGACCUCAAUGUGCAGUGCGAGGACCCAAUCGAGAAUUAUAUAUUUGUGACACUUACAAUCAUCGAGUAUUAGUGAAAUAUGAAAAUGGAACGGAAGAAACAAUUGCUGGAAUUAUUGGCAGUUCAGGAUAUAGUGGCGAUGGAUAUUAUGCAAAGGACGCCAAGCUCUAUACUCCAACGAGUAUUGCCCUUAACAAGUUGGGAGAAAUAUUUAUUGCUGAUUCAGAUAACAAUAGAAUUCGAAAAAUUGACAAGGACGGUAUCAUUUCUACUGUGAUUGGAAUUGGUGAUCCAAAAAAUCCAUGUCCUCGAUCCAGUCAAUACAUUCAAAUGCCCGUCACCACAGCAUGUGUCAUUCAUCCAACAUCGCUACAAUUUGACAACGAAGGAUAUCUCUAUUUGAGUGAUGUUGGUCAUCACAUGAUUCGAAAAGCAAGCCCUGAUUUGACCACAGUAUAUAUUAUUGCAGGAAAUGGGCUCACUGAAUAUGUCAGAGACUCGGGAAUUACUGCUACCUCUGCAUCUCUCUUUUCUCCAAGAGGUCUAUUUGUCACCAACAAUGGAGAUGUCUUGAUUGCCGAUACAAGACAUCAUCUCAUUCGAAUUGUCACAAAAAAAGAUUCUUUAAUUUCAACGAUUAUUGGAACUGGAUUACGAGGAGACAGUAAUUCCUUCGAAAAUGCAACACUCAACAAUCCAUUCUCAGUCAUUGUCACAAAAAAUAAUGACAUUAUAUUUUGUGAAAAUAGUAACAACAAGAUUAAGAAACUUUCAUGUACACAAGGUCUCUAUGGAGUGUUGUGUGAACCUCAGAUGGAUCAAAAAAUUGUAAUAUUUAUUUCAGUCAUUGCUGCAACUGUUGCACUUGCCAUUUGUUGUGUGAUUACCAUUGUGGCUGUUCAAUGUUAUUACAACAUGAAAAAACGAAAAUCAUUCCAUCGAUUACGGGAACCUCUCGUUUAUCAACUCGAAGAACGUUUAUUACCCAUUAGUAAUGUCACCAUUAACAAGACCAAAAAAUUAGGAAGUGGUAGUAGUGGAACUGUUUAUUUGGGAUAUUGGGAUGAAGUUUUAGUAGCAGCAAAAAAAGUUGAAAAAUCAACCUUAACAGAACGAGAAGUUGAAUUUUAUAAGAAAUUGCGAAAUCCACAUAUUGUCACAUUUAUCUCCACGAAUACGAAUGGACGUGAAGGAAGCAUGUAUCUCAUUAUGGAAUAUAUGGGAGGAGGAUCUCUUCGAAAAUAUAUUUAUUCUCUUUCGAAAGGAACUGAAAAGUGUACCUUUGUUGACAAGUUAUGUUUAUUGAAAGGAGUUCUCAUUGGAUUGAAAUACCUUCAUGAAAACAACAUUACGCAUCGAGAUUUAAAACCUGAUAAUAUUUUACUCGAUGAAAGACAUCAAAUUGCAAAAAUCUGUGAUUUUGGAACGACUUUAAAAACAAGUGCAAAUCUGCAGGAAGAAACGACACUUGGAACUCCAGCGUAUUUACCUCUCGAUGGUGUCACGAGUAAAAAACCAAGUACCAAAGUCGACGUCUAUGCAUUUGGAAAAGUCAUGUGGGAAUUACUGUUCGAACGAUCACUGGAACAAGCAUCAAGUUCGCAUGAAGCUCCCAUUCCGUUCAAUUCUGCAGUUUCUUGUUUUACAUGGAUUAGUGACAAUCCGUUAGUUGGAAUUCAAUACAAGGAUGAAAGCAAUGAAGAUGAAUGUUUUAAACAAAUUGAAGCACAUUCAGAAAUUGUGUGGGAAUAUUGUAAAGUCAUGAAAGAUUGUUUGAGUCAGAAUGUCGAACAGAGACCAACUAUUUUUAAAAUUCUGAAUUUGUGUAAAUUAUGGAUUGGAAGAUUGGAUGAAAGUAAGAAGGUAGUAUCGAAUGUACAUGGUACAACAUUGACGUCGAGUUAUGUGAAUGUGGCAUUGACUGAAAAUUAUGUUCCAAUCGAGCUUUGA
Messenger RNA from Naegleria lovaniensis, 3318 nucleotides. RefSeq lists its product as uncharacterized. Gene Ontology annotation, molecular function: ATP binding; protein binding; protein kinase activity. The record is from RefSeq and is a predicted model, not a curated record. The transcript has 6 exons. Bases 1 to 3318 code for a protein of 1105 amino acids. Lineage: Eukaryota; Heterolobosea; Eutetramitea; Acrasida; Naegleriidae. Gene Ontology annotation, biological process: protein phosphorylation.